AUGGCCGCACACUUGGAGGCUAAAACAACAGACUUACUUACUCUCUUCUGGUUCUGGACCCCGCAGUCCGAAACCUCGGAGUUCAGCUCAGAGGCAGCAGCUCUGAAGGACGGGUCCUCUUGCCGUCUCUGCCCUGCUGGUGGCGUCCUUGCUUCCCCUGCCGCCACGGCCGGCGGCAAGUCCUCCGUCUGUGCGAAGAUCGUGCAGCUGCUGGGGCAGAACGAGGUGGACCACCACCACCAGCAGGUGGUCAUCCUGAGCCAGGACAGCUUCUACCGUGUCCUCACCCCCGAGCAGAAGGCCAAGGCCCUGAAGGGCCAGUUCAACUUCGAUCACCCGGAUGCCUUUGACAAUGAGCUCAUCUUCAAAACUCUCAAAGAGAUCAUCGAGGGGAAAACCGUGCAGAUCCCCGUGUACGACUUUGUCACCCAUUCCCGGAAGGAGGAGACGGUGACCGUCUACCGCGCGGACGUGGUGCUCUUCGAAGGCAUCCUGGCCUUCUACUCCCAGGAGGUGCGCGACCUGUUCCAGAUGAAGCUCUUCGUGGACACGGACGCGGACACCCGGCUCUCCCGCAGAGUGUUAAGAGACAUCAGCGAGAGGGGGAGGGACCUGGAGCAGAUCUUGUCCCAGUACAUCACCUUCGUCAAGCCCGCCUUCGAGGAGUUCUGCUUGCCGACAAAGAAAUACGCGGACGUGAUCAUUCCGAGAGGUGUAGACAAUCUUGUGGCCAUCAACCUCAUCGUGCAGCACAUCCAGGACAUUCUCAACGGAGGGCCGUCCAAGCGGCAGACCAACGGCUAUCUCAACGGCUGCACGCCCGCACGCAAGAGGCAGGCCUCCGAGUCCAGCAGCCGGCCGCACUGACCCGCCCCGGGCCCUGCCCCGCUCCCGGGCACGGCGGCGGCAGGGGCUCGGCCGUCUGUACAGACGCUUUCCUAUGACUCUGCUUAUUUAAGAAAACAACACGGGAAAGAAAUGCCUUUGAUCUUGAAAUGGAACUUGACCCCGAGCUUACACGACGAACUGUGCCAACUACCACUGGUGAUGCCUAAUCAUGCCCACCUGUACCAGUUACCAAUACACACGCAUAUAUAAAAGGAUCUAUUUUUGUGUAAAUGUACAAAAUCCUGUAAAGCUGGUUGCUGCUGAGUGUUUUGCAGGAGGGCCCGCGCUGAGCUUCCCCGGGGCAGGUGGCCCCUGGCAUCCAGGCGGGCGGGCUGGCCUGUGAGGUGGGAGCACGGGGCUCGUGGCCCACGCUGAGCGCCUGCCGAGUGCACUGCUUGGAGCUGCAGCUUACUGACAUGUCGAUGAGAGAGACUUUUUUUUCUUUUGAGUUGUAAUUAGGCAAGACCUCACCCGAAAAAUCAAACUCAGGGAAGGGGCCCUUUCCAACGGCCCACCCUCCGCCCACCCCUGGCUGCUCAGAUGGCGGCAUGAUGCCUCCCUCACUCCCCCGUGACUCGGUCUCCAGAGCCAGAGCUGCCUGUCCCUCGUCCCUGGUGGGGAUCUGACUCCCCAGGCUUUUCCCAGACUGAGGGGCGCACAGCGGUCCCUUGCAAUCCGGGUGCUGAAGAGACUUCUGCUGGCAGAAGGGCAGCUGGCAGCCCCUCGCAGGGUGGCGACAGAGCUCUGCCCGCGCAGGGCACAGUGGCUUUGUCCCCGAGAUGCGGGGAUUUGCAGUGAGAUGGGGUGGCACACACCUUAGGCAGCGUCAUCGCUGGCGGCAUCGCAGAUGGGCUGCCUUUCGGGUGUGGCAGCGCUGGGCGUGGGGGGAGGCGGGAAAUGGCAUUUAGGUCCUAAGCUGGAGUCUCGGGAUGAAAGGCUUGGGGUGGAGAAUUCCGUCUUCCCCGGGGGCUUCCUCUUGGCGAAUAUGAGUAGCUUUGGAAGAAGCAGGUUCUUGGACUCUGGCAGGAGGGGGUGCAAGAAGUGGGGGGAACAGUUGAGGUCUGAUUAGAGUCCACGCCCCAGCCUGUAACUGCCCGAGACAGCCUCCCUUUCUCAGUUGCCACACCCUCAGCUUGUCUUCCACAGCUGCCCUGCCUGCGUGUUCCGGUGGGCCCUGCCCUUCCCUUCCCGAUGCUGCCGAGCCCAUCGGAGCCAUUCAGGUGCAUCUGCCACGUGCCCCGUGAGCACCAUCCAUGUUGACCCCCCUUUUCUGGACCUGAUUUGACUCUAAUUCUGUUUUGCUGUUUCAAACCUAAACCCCAACAGAGCUUUGCUGCCCCUGAGACAGUGGGGAAACGGGUCACAGGCCUGAGGGUGCUCCUGACCCCGCAGCCGCCUGGUGGGGUACGGGCUCCGAGGGCUCCGGACGGAGGUGCUGGGUUUCAGAAUCAGUGUUCAUUACCUUUCCCAUCCUGCCUUGCACGGCUCUGAGGUGAAGGGUAGAGGGCAGGCCUGUGCCGGAGCCGUGGCCUCUCCGUCAGCGGGUAGCACCCUCAACUUUACUUGAAGCUCCCAGGUGCCAAACCAUUUAGUGCCUUGGCUGUGGGUCCCCCUGCCUUGGAAGGUGGGCUUUCCCAUCUCAGCCUUGACUCCGUAGCCGCCUCGUCCACCCAUGGUGUGGGGGCUAAGCCGCUGUGGGCUGCCCGGCCUCCUGGUAAAACCAUCUCCAGUUCUCAGUGGCUCUGCUGGGGGCGCCGGGCCACACUCGCUGGCGGUGCUGACCAUGGCCCGGUUCUGAGAACCCUGUGUCCUGGGCCAGGAAAGGGGAAGCCCUGCCGAGCCCAGCAUUUAGCCAACUGAGGCUGAACUUGAGCUUCUGUAGGACAGAUCCUGGGCUGGCAUUCGAGAGCCGCUGGGUCUCUGAUCGCACUGGAGAGUCAUUAGGCCACGACCGCGUCAUCUGGUAUCUGCCCUCCGGGACUGGCAGCCGCGAGCAGUGGGUGAUGCUGGUCGUGCCCACGGGCAUCUUGGCUUCAGAGCCCCAUGGUGCUGGCUUCUCCCUCUGCACGUCCUCCCACGCAUUGUCCGCAGACCAGGCGAGUGAGAAACGGGCAUGAAGCCUCAGCCGCCCCGGGGAAGGCCUGGCCCCGCACUCCCUCAGGCUCACGGAGCUCCUGCUGCGGCCUCCUUUGUGGGCAGCCCGGCCAGUGGGAGCAGAGGUGGGGGCGGUGUGAGGAAGUGCAGGUGCUGACCUCGGGUGUCCUGUGGGGAGUGGGUGGCGUGGCCCUGGGAGACCACAGGAGCUCGGAGGCCGAGGGCGGUGACGGGAGGGUCUCCAGCGGCCCCGUUAGAACAGCGGCCCUGCAGUGCCACUCUGCUCCGCUCCCGGCUGCAUGGCCACUGGCUUCCUGUCCCCUGGGCUCAGUUGGACACUUGUCUGGGUGCCAGUGGGUCACCAGUCUCAGGCCACUGGGUCAGGCUGCAGGCAGGUGGGGAGUGGGAGGAGCUGGAGCCCAGCCGGUGGAGGGUCACCUGAGUGCUGGGUUUGGCGGGGGGCGGGGGAGGGCAGGCUCUGCCCUUCACCCCGUUCUCUGGGUGGUGGGACAAGGGAGGGCGUUGCUGGGCUGAGUGGAGCUCAGAGCCCCCUUUGAUCUCUGGCCCUGCCUCCCUCGCAGCUGGGCAGGUGGGCAGGUGGCGGAGCCCAGCUGGGGAGGGACUUGGGCCUUUUUCUUUGAGACGCUUACUCCCCCCUCUGCCUCCUAACUGGGUCUCAAUUGUUCACAGUUACAGGUAUGGCCACACGCAAUGUACUUUGUUGUAAAUAAAGACUGAACAGAAAGCCA
Myotis brandtii (Brandt's bat) is the source of this 3731-nucleotide messenger RNA. It is a transcript of the gene UCK2, whose product is annotated as uridine-cytidine kinase 2. Gene Ontology annotation, cellular component: cytosol; cytoplasm. Bases 1 to 867 code for a protein of 288 amino acids. NCBI's taxonomy places the organism in Eukaryota, Metazoa, Chordata, Mammalia, Chiroptera, Vespertilionidae. The transcript is spliced from 9 exons. The record is from RefSeq and is a predicted model, not a curated record. Gene Ontology annotation, molecular function: ATP binding; kinase activity.